Messenger RNA from Aspergillus affinis, 447 nucleotides. RefSeq lists its product as uncharacterized. The record is from RefSeq and is a predicted model, not a curated record. NCBI's taxonomy places the organism in Eukaryota, Fungi, Ascomycota, Eurotiomycetes, Eurotiales, Aspergillaceae. The transcript has 3 exons. The coding region runs from base 1 to 447 and encodes 148 amino acids.
AUGCAUCUUUCUAACGCCCUCCCCAUCAUCCUUGCCUCGCUUCCGGCCCUAAUCGGUGCCGAGAGCUUCGCCGACAGAUGCGAUCAGUACCGAAUCCUUCCUUACAGCGACGAGCACGGCUGGAUACUCCAGGCCACAUGCCCUGGAGACGGCUAUACGGGAUACUCUGCGCUGCCGCUGGACUGGUGUCUGAUCAAUAAUGAUGGCACUAUUGUUGCGCAGGAGAAUGGCGGCCUCUCCUCUACUUGCCGUGAUGGUUGUACAAUUUCCACCGGCAUUCCUGAAGUGGGAUGCAUUUGCGAUCCUAACCCUGACGGGUUUACGCAGUCGCAUUUGGAUCUGAUGAUAAAUAUAGCCCCAACGGUCACGAACAAUGAUGGUGUUCUGGAAUGCUUUGGACAGAAGGGAUGGACGACGACCCAGUCCUCGGCGACUACGGCGGUUUAA